This is a messenger RNA of Phlebotomus papatasi, 1030 nucleotides long. RefSeq names its product NF-kappa-B inhibitor-interacting Ras-like protein (gene kappaB-Ras). The record is from RefSeq and is a predicted model, not a curated record. The transcript has 2 exons. NCBI's taxonomy places the organism in Eukaryota, Metazoa, Arthropoda, Insecta, Diptera, Psychodidae. Gene Ontology annotation, biological process: canonical NF-kappaB signal transduction. Gene Ontology annotation, molecular function: GTPase activity; GTP binding. The coding region runs from base 160 to 762 and encodes 200 amino acids.
UGCUCUCUUGUUUACAUUCUUUUUGUUCGUACACAAAAUUAGGGUAAUCCUUGUAUUUUUCUUUAUUUUCCCAUGAAUCCUUGGCAGAAUUCCCUGGAAAUUGUGCAAAUUUGCUAGAUGAGCUUCCAAUUGUAAUUAAAUAAAUAGAAAAUAGAGAAAAUGGUGAAAGUGGGAAAAGUUCUGGUUUGUGGAAUGAAAGGUGUUGGCAAGACUGCAAUUAUCGAGCAAUUGAUCUCCGGAAACAUUACUCCAGACUCUGAGCUGCAUCCGACAAUUGAGGACACAUACGUGGCGAGUAUUGAUACUGGACGAGGUUCGAGGGAUUUGCUGAGAAUCUUCGAUACUGCCGGUCUUCAGGGGAAUAUUCAGCUGCCGAAGCAGUACUUCCAGCUAUCGGAUGCAUUUGUUCUGGUUUACGAUCCCAGUGAUCCAGCCAGUUUGGACAUUUUGGCGGGAAUUAAGAAUGACAUCGAUAAGCACAAGGACAAAAAGGAGAUGAUUGUGAUUGUUGUGGCCAAUAUGCACAUGAGGAACCAUCGAGCCAGUGAACGAGGAGAAAUGGAUCCGGUGGAGUCCAUUCUCAAUCGUGCCAAUAUCUGGUGCUCCCGGGAACGCUUCAAGCAUUACGUGGUCAAUGCCAUGGAGAGGGCUUCCCUCUACGAACCCUUCAUCAAUCUGGCCUCGAGGAUUCACGUGCCGCAGUCCAAGAGCACAUUCCCUCAGCUCCGGCAACUCACUCAGAAGAAUUCCGUAAACUACUGAACAAUCCAUGCUCUCAGUCAGAAAAAGAAUCGAAACUACUUAAAGGAUCUGCAAAGGGACUUUGUGCUUAAUUCUGGUUGUUGUUCUUCUAAAGAAAAUUAUCCAUUGAAUGUUAAUUUAUUUUAUCUUUUUUUUUUUAUAUAAAAUUCCUUCCGAAGGAAUAUUUUCCUUCACAACGUUACAUGACUACUUCUAAUCACAAAAAAAAAUAAAUAAAUAAAAAAAGAAAAGAUUAUGGUAAUAAAAUUUUAUUUAUGUAAAAAAUCCA